Myotis daubentonii (Daubenton's bat) is the source of this 1966-nucleotide messenger RNA. RefSeq names its product G protein-coupled estrogen receptor 1 (gene GPER1). Gene Ontology annotation, molecular function: G protein-coupled receptor activity; nuclear estrogen receptor activity. The record is from RefSeq and is a predicted model, not a curated record. Lineage: Eukaryota; Metazoa; Chordata; Mammalia; Chiroptera; Vespertilionidae. Gene Ontology annotation, cellular component: membrane; Golgi apparatus. Gene Ontology annotation, biological process: cellular response to estradiol stimulus; G protein-coupled receptor signaling pathway; nuclear receptor-mediated steroid hormone signaling pathway.
CCCUCUGCUCCCAGGUGCCUGCAGGAGCGGGUGGUGCAGAGCCCGCCCGCCGCCCGCCUCCUCCUGCAGAGCAGACCCCGGCCGCCGGCUCCUGCUGACGGGCUCCAAGUGAGCAACGCCCGGCUCACUUCUGAGGACAGCACCUUUCUUUCUCAAGAUGGACGUGCUGCUUAAGACGGGUUUCCGAGAGCCUCGCGGCAGAGCCUGAAGGCCGCCCGUGGUGGAGGUGUGGGCAUGACCUCCCGAGCGCCCGUCGCUGGCAUGGAGACCCACCCCGGAGCCUACGACGGCGCCCCCGUGGCGCUCAACCUGUCCCGCGUGCUGGCCGGCAGGGCACUAGCCAACCAGACGGGCGAGCUGGCGGCGCACCCGCACCCGCACCCGCAGUACGCCAUCGGGCUCUUCCUCUCCUGCCUCUACACCGUCUUCCUCUUCCCCAUCGGCUUCGUGGGGAACAUCCUGAUCCUGGUGGUGAACCUCAGCGCCCGCGAGAGGAUGAGCGGCCCCGACCUGUACUUCAUCAACCUGGCGGCGGCCGACCUCAUCCUGGUGGCCGACUCGCUGAUCGAGGUGUUCAACCUGGACGAGCAGUACUACGACAUCGCCGUGCUCUGCACCUUCAUGUCCCUCUUCCUGCAGAUCAACAUGUACAGCAGCGUCUUCUUCCUCACCUGGAUGAGCUUCGACCGCUACCUCGCCCUGGCCCAGGCCAUGCGCUGCGGCCUGUUCCGCACCAAGCAGCACGCCCGGCUCAGCUGCGGCCUCAUCUGGAUGGCCUCGGUCUCCGCCACGCUGGUGCCCUUCACCGCGGCGCACCUGCAGCACUCGGGGGACGUCUGCUUCUGCUUCGCGGACGCCAAGGAGAUCCAGUGGCUGGAGGUCACCCUGGGCUUCAUCGUCCCCUUCGCCAUCAUCGGCCUCUGCUACUCGCUCAUCGCCCGGGUCCUCGUCAAGGCCCACAGGCGCCGGGGCCUGCGCCCGCGCCGGCAGAAGGCGCUCCGCAUGAUCGUGGCCGUGGUCCUCGUCUUCUUCAUCUGCUGGCUGCCCGAGAACGUGUUCAUCAGCGUGCACCUCCUGCAGCAGGCGCAGCCAGGCGCCGAGCCCUGCCAACAGUCCUUCCGCCAUGCCUACCCCCUCACCGGCCACAUUGUCAACCUCGCGGCUUUCUCCAACAGCUGCCUGAACCCCCUCAUCUACAGCUUCCUCGGGGAGACCUUCAGAUUCAAGCUGCGGCUGUACAUGGAGCAGAGAACCAGCGUGUCGGCCCUGAAUCGCUUCUGCCACGCAGCCCUGAAGGCCGUCAUCCCGGAUGCCGAGCAGCCAGAGGUGAGGUUCAGCAGUGUGGCGUGACGGGAGCUGCUCCUGCACUCAGCACCGCCCGGGCGAGGGCGCCGAGGGGGUCAGGGCAUGCCAGGGCCUCUCCCAGCCGGAGCGCUGCCACCCUCGAGCUCUCAGGCACCUGCACCAGCUGCUGCAGAGCGGUGCCACCACCGUGCUCCCGAUGGCAGUCACGGAUGCCACUGGCCUGGGACCCGCGUGGCCCUCUCCGCGCAGACUGUCUCACGGCAGCAGCAAGGAGGGCGCUUUGGUGGAGCGCCUUCAUGCCAGGCAGCUCGCCAGGAGCCUGCCCCUCAGGAGAAAUGGAGCCUAAGGCUGAGCUGAGCUGGCAAGGCCACUGCCCCACCUGUGUCCGCACGCUGCGUGCCUGCCCAGUGCCUUUGGUCCCCAGGUGAGAGUGACACCUGUGCGCUCAGGCUGCCUGGGCACCAUCGCUCCCUCCAUUCCAUCUGGACGCAGCGUCUCUGCAGCAGCGGAGUGGAGGGGCCCCGAGGGCGGCUCCGGCACACGGCGAGACGCUCCAGCUCGUGGGGACAGUGGAGCAGUGAGAACGCCGUGAGAACAGUUCUGGGUAAAAUGUAAAGAGGUAGCACCAGUGGUGCUGGCACUGCUCAGCUCUGUCCAUAAA